CAAAUCCUGAAUGGAAAGUCGCAGUGUGUCCUACGAAACACGUAUCGUAUGCGACAACACACGGCAACAGCUUCACAUCUGAAAGGGGACCACUUAUGUGUUUUCCUUUGUAAAUACUGUUAUUUGUAUAUACUGUAAAUGAUGACGUCGGUGGGCAGCAGCCGAGCUCGCGGCAGCUGGGAGCAGACGCAGACACAGAACCAGACACAGCACAAGCAGAGGCCACAGGCUACAGCAGAGCAGAUCCGACUUGCUCAGAUGAUUUCGGACCACAAUGAUGCGGAUUUUGAGGAGAAGGUGAAACAGCUGAUUGACAUCACAGGCAAAGACCAGGAUGAGUCCAUGAUUGCACUGCACGACUGCAAUGGUGACAUCAACAGAGCCAUCAAUGUCCUGCUCGAGGGCAGUCCUGAUACUGACUCCUGGGAGAUGGUGGGAAAGAAGAAGGGUGUGUCUGGACAGAAGGAGAGUGGGCAUGUGGAUGUGUCGGAGGAAGGGAAGGAAAACAGGGACAGAGGAGGAGAGAGGGACGUGGCACGCCGUCGAGGGGGUGCCCCUCGCAGGGGUCGUGGGGCCAGCCGGGGACGAGAAUUCCGUGGUCAGGAGAAUGGUCUGGAUGGCGGGAAGGUGACAGGGUCUGCAGCUCGGGGUACAGAGCGUGGCCGACGGGGAAGAGGGAGAGGAGGCAGAGGGGGCUCUGGAAGGCGAGGGGGCAGGUUUUCAUCUCAGGCCAUGGGGGGGCAGAGGGACAACCAAAAAACUGUAAUGAGUUUGAACUGUGGGGAGUUAAGAGGCCAGAUUGAUAAGGGGACAGGAUUUGAUUUUUCAGGAGAUGAGAGGACCUUCAACCCUGCAGACUACGCUGAGCCAGCCCAGGCCGAUGAGAGCUAUGCAGGGGGCAGCACAUGGAACAACACGGGCAGUCUAGAACCUGAUGAUAGCACCAGGCUUGAAUUCACUGGCAUUGAGGGAACAAAUUAUCCCAGAAAAUUUGACUCUGCUCCUGGUGCCUGGAGAACAGCACCUGAGGAGUGGGGUACGGAGGACUGGAAUGAAGACCUCUCAGAGACCAAGAUCUUCACUGCCUCUAGUGUGGCUGCCAUGUCCCUGCCCCAGGAGAGUGUCACCAUAACUGCUGGCCAGAGGAUCGAUCUGGCGGUGCUCCUGGGGAAGACACCACCUUCCUCGUCCUCUGAGGCAGAGCUUACCCCUUUGGAAGCUUCACAGCCUCCUUCCCUUUCCCAAGCACUGGUUUUCAACAACUCGAAGCAGGGGGGUGCGGUGUCACAACCGCCAUCCAGUGCCCCCUACACCCAGCACAGCAUGGCCAGUAUGCUCAGCAAGAGUUUCGGUGACGUUGUGGACCCGAAAGCAACGAGUGGGGGGUCCACCAGUGGCUCGCAGUUCCUGGAGCAAUUCAAGACUGCCCAGGCUCUUGCACAGCUGGCUGCCCAGCAUACUCAGACUGGGUCAACAGCUGUCCCCUCUUCCUCUUGGGACACGAGUGCCUCUUUGGGGCAGUAUGAUAUGAAAUCACAGCCGGAGGCCACAGUACAUGGCCCCUUCACUAAACGCCAGCCCUACCAGCCCACCUCCUCUGUUGCCUCCUCCAUGAUAGAUGCCUUCCUCCAAGAAAAAGUGCCCCCCUCCUCUGUCGCCUCUUCCCUGCACCCACAAACAGCUCCUGCCCCGACAGCACCUCCUGCCUUGCCACUUUCUAAGCCCCCAGCAGCAGUUUCUGGCCAGCAGAUGUCCCCUGUAUCCUCCGACAACCAGUCGUCCAGCCCACAACCACUGCAGCAACACAAGCUUAAACAACAGAAGAAGAGAACUUCCAUCAGUACCAAGAUCCCAGCUCUUGCGGUGGAGAUGCCUGGCACGGCAGACAUCUCGGGGCUAAACCUACAGUUUGGAGCACUGCAGUUCGGCUCGGAGCCAGUGUUGACCGAAUACGAGGUGGCACCUGUGACUACUGCCCCAGCCAGCCAGACUCAGAGCAGCCUGUACACUAGUGCAAGCAGUGAACCGACACCUACCAUUGCCAGCACAGAUCAGGGGUAUCAAAGCAGCUCCCUCCCAGGAGGUGGCCCCUCCUACCCCUCUCAGGCAGUGCCGACCGGUGGAGCUGGACAGCCUGCUCUGUAUGAGCAGAGAGCCACACAGACACGUCGGUACCCACCAUCAGUUUCCACUUCACCACAGAAGGAUUUGCAGACUGGCAAGUGGAGCAGCAGUGGUCUGGGUGGCGAUGCUUUGGGAGUCCAUUGUAAUGGAUUCAGUUCAAUACAGACAACGCAAUCUGUGGAAGCUACGCCGGGCCCUACCGGACCAGUGAAGUCUGUGUCAGAUUCGGAGGGCGUUGUCUCCGUGUCCAACAUGCCCUCUCUGGCGGACAGCGCUGCAGUUCCUGUUUCGUUGCUGACAACUCCCAAUCAGACAUCGCUCAGUACCUUGGGACACAGCGAAGAUCUGCCGCCUGGUGCUCCUUCCCAGCCCCAACACAGCAGUUCUCUGUCUACCCAGCAGAAUAGCUUGGCUCCUUCCUCUACAGUACGUACCACCAACUCUAGCCUACUGCAUUCAAGUGUGGACAGCGACUCCAGCCUGCACUCCUCUUCCUUCCCCUCCUCCGUCUCGGCAGCGGUCUCCUCCACGGUCUCCGUUCCCUCUUCAGCAUCAGCCUCUGCUGCGCUUAAUGCAGCACCCCCCUCCGUCAGCACUGUGUCGGCCCAGCCUGGUUUGGGCCCCGUCAGCAGCUUGAACAUGGGCCUCAACAGCUCGGGCUCCGUAGUGCCCCCACCUGCUGCCGCUGCCGCCUCCUCAGCAUCAGCAACUGUUGCCGCCUCCUCCUCAGCAUCCUCUCGCAGCUCGGUGGCUUCAUCAGGGAAAGCACCUCCUAAUUUGCCUCCUGGAGUCCCCCCUCUGUUGCCCAACCCAUACAUCAUGGCUCCUGGGCUGCUUCAUGCAUAUCCUCCCCAAGUAUACGGCUACGAUGAUCUGCAAAUGCUUCAGACAAGAAUCCCCCUAGAUUAUUACAGCAUUCCAUUUGCCACUCCCACCACAGCAUUGACUGGCAGAGAGGGCAGCCUGACCAGCAAUCCUUACUCUGCAGCUGAGCUGACCAAGUUUGGGCGCGGCGAGGCCCCAUCCCCUGCACCGGCCACUACGCUUGCACAGCCACAGCAGAGCCAGACCCAGACGCAUCACACCACCCAGCAGCCUUUCCUCAAUCCUGCGUUGCCACCAGGCUAUAGCUACACCAGCCUGCCAUAUUACACAGGCGUGCCUGGCCUUCCCAACACCUUCCAGUAUGGGCCUGCCGUGUUCCCGGUGGCUCCUACCUCGUCGAAGCAGCAUGGUGUCAAUGUCAGCGUCAACGCUUCGGCCACACCCUUCCAGCAGGCUAGUGGCUACGGCUCCCAUGGAUAUGGCACUGGCUAUGAGGAUAUGGGCCAGGCUUCGGGGAGUGGGGAUUUCUGUAAGGGUGGAUAUAGCACUGCUGUCGCCGCCGCUGCUGCCGCUGCCGCUUCUGCGCAAAACAAGCCGGCCAGCUCCGUCACCGGGCCUGGAGUUGGAGUUUCUGUGACAUCCAGCAACACUGGGGUUCCUGACAUCUCAGGGUCUGUUUACACAAAGACGCAGUCAUUUGACAAGCAGGGUUUCCACGCGGGGACCCCGGCUGCCUCCUUUAGCCUGCCUUCGGCCCUGGGCAGUGGGGGCCCCAUUAAUCCCCCUGCUGCUGCUGGCUAUGCCCCAGCCCCCUUCAUGCACAUCUUGGCCCCCCACCAGCAGCCACACUCUCAGAUCCUACAUCACCACCUGCAGCAGGAUGGACAGAGUGGCACUGGGCAACGCAGCCAGAACGCCUCCCUUCAGCAGAAGUCACAGGUCAACAAGUCAGCUUACAACAGCUACAACUGGGGGGCCAACUAACACCUGCAGACUGCCCGCCUGCCCACCUGCUCUCCCUCCCAUCAUUGUGUGAAAGUCUGACAGAUUCCCCCCCCCCACUCUCCACCCCAUGUGUGUACCCUUUCUCUUGCCAAACUCCCAAACUCUCUCCCUGCAGCAUGCCUGUAGUAUCCACCCCACUACAGGCACUGCUGUAAGGAGUGAGGAAGCACUUUGGAGUUGGGAGAGAGGGGAGAAAGGGGCAGUGAGGGUGGAAGGGACUGGAGGGUAAACUACAAAUCAGAAUGAGAGCCAGUAGUCAGAAUAGUCCUCAGUUUGUAUUGUGUUCAGACCCUCUUUCUGUUGUAUGUAACACAGCUGUGUUCACAGAUGGCUUUUUUUGUUUAAGAUUAUUUCUAAGUGAUGGGAGGGUAUGGACAGUCUGUCUAUAGAAUGUGAUGGUGUGCUGUUUUCACCCCCUACCUGCCAGCUUCAUUAAAAUAUCCUCUAUCCCUCCUAGUAAAUUAAAAGUUUUUCCUCAUUGUUUUCCCCUGGGCGUUAUCAGAUUUAUUUUUAAGAGAUUUUGCAACAUAAACUCGGCAGUGCUCUUGCGAGGUUUAAUUUCUUACCAAAUGUUCAUGCAGACACACUAACUAGCAGAGAGCCAUGUGCAGUGUGUGUUUGUGUCAGGGGUGUACACAGGCUGAGAGGGUGGGCUGGCCUUCUCUCUCAAAUGCUGUCUUGCUUGGGUCCUGAGAGCUGGUCUUCUGCAUCAUCUGCUGGCUCACCAAUAGCUCCUGCCUCUGGCACAUACUCCUCCUCCUCUGGGACUUUGGUUUCAUUUCUUACAAGCCAUUUUCAGACCGGUUUGUUUCUUCAAACUGUUCACCUGUCUUAAAAUUCAUUCUAUCAAGGAGGGUGGGGUUAUAAGGAUGAAACCAUUUCCAAACCUUUGGGCACGAUAAAGAAGCAAUUGGCCCAGAGGAAUUGGCUCACGUACAGUGCCGUAUUGAGAAGUUGGCAGCGCUCAGAAAACGGACAGCUGUCAGAUAUGGCAGGUGGGAUUGGCCAGUGAACCCCUCAGCCGCUCUGUAGGAGUCGUGUUUUUCCAUUUUCUCCAUUCCCCACCCCCCCAAAUAUUAUAUUAUUAGGAAACUUAAAGCCGUGAUUGAUGGACAGAAUUGUACUUUUUUCUUUUUUCUUUUUUUUUCUUUUUUUUUGUUUUGUUUUGUCAGUGACUUUUUUGUACUGUGCGUUUAAAAAGAAUUUAAAUGGAUAAACUUGUCUUGUAUAUAAAAAAAAAAAAAAAACAGAAGUACUGUAGUCCUGGUAUGUUUGAUGGCUUAAUAUUUUUUAUUUGUAUUUUCCAAGUUCUCACCCUCAGACUUGUUAGUUUUGGUUUCCUAUUUUUUAUUUUGUAAACUAUAUAUAUAUAAAUAUUAAGGAAAUAAACAGGAAGACAUUUUCAUCCUUUGGAUGUGAAUGUUUUUAAUGUAUUUUUGGAGCUUGCAUUGCUUGUAAUUACAGCUGACUUUUUUUAUCAAUUUCUUUUUUUGUAAUUUUCAUUGUUUUGAGUUCAUAAACAGUGAAGUCAUCAGGGAGGGAGGUAGGGGUGGGGUGGCUUAAAUAGAAAGUGGCUUAUCCUCAGAGAAACAAAGAUGAAUAAAACUCUCAAUGUUACCUGUGGGGGUUUUUUUUUUUUUUUUUUAUGAA
Scleropages formosus (Asian bonytongue) is the source of this 5604-nucleotide messenger RNA. It is a transcript of the gene ubap2l, whose product is annotated as ubiquitin associated protein 2-like. Gene Ontology annotation, cellular component: nucleus; cytoplasm. The transcript is spliced from 32 exons. Gene Ontology annotation, molecular function: protein binding. NCBI's taxonomy places the organism in Eukaryota, Metazoa, Chordata, Actinopteri, Osteoglossiformes, Osteoglossidae. The record is from RefSeq and is a predicted model, not a curated record. Bases 139 to 3933 code for a protein of 1264 amino acids.